This is a messenger RNA of Hypomesus transpacificus, 3951 nucleotides long. Its product is annotated as pro-interleukin-16. The record is from RefSeq and is a predicted model, not a curated record. Bases 1 to 1920 code for a protein of 639 amino acids. Gene Ontology annotation, molecular function: cytokine activity; CD4 receptor binding. The transcript is spliced from 7 exons. NCBI's taxonomy places the organism in Eukaryota, Metazoa, Chordata, Actinopteri, Osmeriformes, Osmeridae. Gene Ontology annotation, biological process: induction of positive chemotaxis; leukocyte chemotaxis.
AUGGGCCGGGAGGGUGAAGGGGUGGGAGAGAGGACGGGGAGCCCAGCAUGCAGGAGAGAUCUGGAGAAGGAGGCCACUUCCACAUCUGAACCAGCAGGGGUCAACCUGGGGUCGAAACUCCUCUCGACCAAUCAGAUGAACAGCAGAGCGACCCCUGACCCCUCCACCAGGACCCUGGCAUGUGUCAGGAGCAUGGCUCACGAGGAGAGCAUGACUGAAGAUGUGUUUGAGCCCAGCCCCCAGAGAAGCACAGCUCAGCCCAGUGACAGGAGGAUGUUAGUGGUUCCCUCCGUGGCCAGUGUGAAGAAUAAGAUCCAGCAGUUUGAGACCCUGACCCAGAAGAACCAGAGGGACUUCCAGAGGCCCAGACGGGCCUUCUCUGUCCCCGAGCACCUGGGCAGGAAGGCUGGGGAGGGAGCCAGCAAGGCCGGGAGGGAGAGACCAAUCAGGCUCCAGGGCAGGAGCAGGAGGAAGGAGGCUGCCUCCAUCAAGCUGUUGAACUUCAAUAACAACAGCAACAGUACUGAGAUAGCAGAGCUCCAGCACAGCCCCAGUCCUGACCUGUCUUCUUCAGUCAGUGACAACGACAAAACCCCCACCAAUACCCCCCAAGACUCCCCCUUCUACCCCCAGGACGACUCCCCCUUCCACCCCCAGGAGGACUCCCCCUUCCACCCCCAGGAGGACUCCCCCUUCCACCCCCAGGACGACUCCCCCUUCCACCCCCAGGAGGACUCCCCCUUCCACCCCCAGGAGGACUCCCCCUUCUACCCGGGGGGGGGCUCCCCUGCCUUCACCCCCCCAGCCCAGCCUCACACCUCCAGCCAGGAGACCAACUCCCACCUGUUGAGGGGCUCCCUGGUCCCCCCCCUCCCCCUGUCCUCCCCCAGCAGCCUCCCUCACACCGGGGGAGACCUGGACGCGUGGGUGGCCGGCCUGAACCGCAAGAUCGAGCGAUGGGACUGUGACGAGGAGGAUGAUGAGGGGACAGAGAAAGACGAGGACUCUAACUACGACUCGGACGAAUCCUCUGUAACCAUCACCAGCAAUAUGAGCCAAUCAGAUCGCAGGAGUUUCUGUCUCAGCCUGGCUGAGCUGUGUAACUUCGGGGGGGUGGACUACGAGACGGAGCCUGAGAUGGAGGACUGGCCGCCCGGUCGCUCGGCCUCCCUGAGCUCAGAUGUGUCGGCCCUGUCCUGUGUGUCUGUCCUGGACAGCGAGGAGCUGGACAGGCUGCUGGAUGAUGUUCGGAGUCUUGGGGACGACACCCUGCAGAACUAUGAGGACGUGCAGGUGGUGGUUCUCCAUAAGGAGGUGGGCAUCGGCCUGGGCUUCACUGUUGCCGGGGGCGAGGAUCAGAACAAGCCUGUUACCGUCCACAGGGUGUUCUCCUCCGGAGUGGCGGCUCUGGAAGGCUCCAUCAGGGAGGGCGACCUGGUCCUGUCAAUCAACGGUACGUCGCUGUCUGGCUCCGCCCAUUGGCAGGCUCUGAGGACGCUGAGGAAGGCAAGGACCCUGGGGAUGGGCGUGGUCGUGCUGCGGAGGGGCGUUGCCUCCAAGCCUGUGAAGGGUCUGACUGGAGCAGACAUGCAGGGGCGGAAACAGACCCCGUCCACCAACACAGGCCAGCGGCUAUGUGUGAGACUGGAGAAGGGCAGCAGAGAUCUGGGCUUCACUCUGGAGGGAGGCCUGGGCUGCAGUCUGGGGGACAGGCCACUCAGCGUCCAGAAGAUCUUCCUGGGAGGCCCAGUGAACAAGGUGUGUCCUGGAGACGAGGUGUUGGAGAUCCAGGGUGUGAGUGUGGUGGGGAUGAGGCGCCUGGAGGCCUGGACUCUGAUCAGAAGACUGCCCCCUGGGCCUGUGGAUGUGCUACUGCACCGCCCUCUCAACACCAGCCACAUCCACUCCCAGUCAUUAUGACAGACUCAGUAAAGCAGCUUGAAGGAGGACUCAUCCUGGCUGCAGCUUGAGGGAGGACUCAUCCUGGCUGCAGCUUGAGGGAGGACUCAUCCUGACUGCAGCUUCAGGGAGGACUCAUCCUGGCUGCAUCUUGAGGGAGGACUCAUCCUGGCUGCAGCUUGAGGGAGGACUCAUCCUGGCUGCAGCUUCAGGGAGGACUCAUCCUGGCUGCAGCUUGAGGGAGGACUCAUCCUGGCUGCAGCUUGAGGGAGGACUCAUCCUGGCUGCAGCUUGAGGGAGGACUCAUCCUGGCUGCAGCUUGAGGGAGGACUCAUCCUGGCUGCAGCUUGAGGGAGGACUCAUCCUGGCUGCAGCUUGAGGGAGGACUCAUCCUGGCUGCAGCUUCAGGGAGGACUCAUCCUGGCUGCAGCUUGAGGGCAGGUCUCUCUCACAGGGGCGUCUCGUCAUCAGGAUAUUGCAAGGCUCUGACACGGUUGUCCCAGUAGUCCAGAGACCAUCUCCUCAGCCCCAGGUGGGCUUCUGUGUUGCCUUGGCAACCCUGAGAAGGCCCACUUCCUCUACAGGGUACAGUAACUUAACUUAGUUUACUAUAAUAAGGUUUUAGACGGAAUCUCAUCCUGGGCAUGAGAUCAGUGAUGCCUCACCAACAGGACGGUUUCUGCACCAGUCAUCCAGUCAGCAAGCACUGAAUAGUGACACGGCUUGGAAACAAUGAAAGAUCAAUAAGCGUAUAACUGCGACGUUUAAAUGUGCAAAUGAUUUCAAGAAAUAAGCAGCCUUUUUCAUAUUCUAUGUUGUAGCAGCCCUCCUUGUCACGUCCUGUAAUAUAUUCAGCGGUUGAUUAUAGGAAGCUCCAUUUUUUUAAACAGUUGUAAUGUGUUGAAUUGUAUCUUAUAUUCCUCCUCAAAUAAGUGUCAAUAAAUCCUAACAUGAAGCUGCUCUUUAUUUAAAUGCAGUACAUAACAUAACCUGUAGGGGAAGCUGGGAAAGCAGACUUAACUCUAGAUGACGUUAAGAAACACUAGAUGAAGAACUAUGAUCCUGCCAUUACUAGGUCCUCUCUGAAGACCAGGGAGGCACAGAGCAGGUGUCUGUCUGGGUCAUCUGGAAGAGGUGCCAGAUAGCGCUGCUAUGUUACGCCACUCCAAGGUUCCCUUUAUCUUACUUUUACUGCUUUUCAAGUGAGCUGAGCAGCAUUGAGUAAAAUCUGGGUUUGAAGGGUUGAAACCACAGCCUGUGUAGCUGUGACAGCUGCACACCUAGCUCAUAAUACAUACUGUUUUACAACUCACUCACAAAGGUUACAAUCCGGAAAUUAGAUACAUUAGAUAACUUAUCAGAAGACUCAUUUAAAUCAUUAACUCAAAACAAAUGGUUACAUGUGUACAGAACACAAUUGAAACUAUUCAAGGCAUACUUUAGUCUUGAAUAAUCAAUAUUUACUGAUCAAUUUAUUAAGGUGAUUAAACUUCAUAACUGUUAAACGAUUAGCUUCAUUAGCAAGUCAAAGUUGAACAUAAACCAUGCUCUGUUGUCCAUGAGGUCUCUCUGUCCUCUUCCUCUCACCAUGGAGGGAGCCGGAUCGGAGUGUCAGUAAACUGGGUUAUAUAGUAAAUAUAGGCAAAUAUGCCUAAUGAUGGGAAUGGGUGUAGCACAGUGAAUAGAGCCUUUUACUGCAGAUCAAGAGGUUGUAGGUUCAAAUUCCCCCUGUACGUCAUUUCAGAUGUUUUACUCUGUUAAAUGAAUCCAUACAUGCAUUAUCAACAAAACCAAGGAAGACAGAUUUUUCAAAACACCAAUUUAAUGACUUAUGUAUUUUAUGAAUUUUCAUGAGUUGUGAAUUACAAACACAUUAGUAUUUGCUUAAUAAUCAAUCAUAAAAAGAACUACUUCAAGUGAAUACGAAUAUAAACUAAAGCUAAACACUGGAGAAAGAUAGAGACUGCUGGACAUGUCUAGAACAGUAAGACUAGGAACACAGCUGAAUCAUAAAUGCAUGUUUAAGUUCAAAUUCUAAUAAACACAAAUAUG